AUGGUCCGGACGGAAGUUCGGUCGGUGCACGGCGACAGCCAUCUAGGCCACGUGUUUCCGGACGGUCCGUCCGACCGCGGCGGCCUGCGCUACUGCAUCAACUCGGCAGCCCUCCGCUUCAUCCCGCGCGAUGAGAUGGAGGCGGAAGGAUCUGAUCCGCAAGAACCCGGCAUCAUCUCAACCCGUGUGGGCUACACCGGCGGCGACGUCCCCAACGCCACCUAUCGCAAUCAUGGCACCCACGCCGAGGGCAUCGAAAUCAUCUUCGACCCCGAGGUGACGAGCUAUCGAAACAUCCUGGAAUACUUCUUCCAGAUCCACGAUCCGACCACGAAGGACCGUCAGGGCAACGAUCGCGGUCUCUCCUACCGGUCAGGUAUCUACUACGUCGACGAGGAGCAGAAGCGCAUCGCCGAAGAUACGAUCGCCGACGUGGAUGCGUCGGGGUUGUGGAACGGCAAGGUCGUCACCGAGGUCAAGCCCGUGGGCGACUUCUGGGAGGCCGAGCCGGAGCAUCAGGACUAUCUCGAGAAGCGUCCGGGUGGCUACACCUGUCACUUCGAGCGAAAGGACUGGGUGCUUCCGAAGCGCCAGGAUGCCAGCGGUUCGCAAGCUGCGGUCGCUGCGCGAGCUGAAUAG
This is a messenger RNA of Elaeis guineensis (African oil palm), 639 nucleotides long. NCBI's taxonomy places the organism in Eukaryota, Viridiplantae, Streptophyta, Magnoliopsida, Arecales, Arecaceae. The record is from RefSeq and is a predicted model, not a curated record.